AUGCAGCUUACCUGGUUGUCCUCAGCCGUCUUCGCGAGCUUCUCCUUGCUCUCCGUCGUCGCUGCAACCACCAGUGUCAAAGAGGCUUGCGGAACCGACGGCGAAGUAGUUAGCACAAACACCAUCGUCCACAACAACAAGGAAUUCCAGGUUACUACUCGUACUUGCCCAGGGUUUGCGGCUUUGAGCAAGAACACCACCACGCGCUCCAUUGCUGGUCGUACCGCGGUGCCGAACGAGAAGCGGCAACUUUUGACCUGCAAUACAGACUGCACUGUUGAAUGCGCCGACAUCGCCGAUCAGCCGCUUUACGAUUACUGCGUCACGCUUACUGACGCACUGGAAGACCUGGAUGGUGAAUACUUCCUCGCGCCGGCACAAACGUUGACAACCUUCAACGACGACGGCGUUUGCGAGUAUGCGUAUGCCAACCUCGAUGUUAUUGAAUAUGAAGUUUGCUAUUACGACGUUGGGUAUAAUGGCUUCAGGGUGGCAGACGAGUGCUUCAGUGACUAUCCGUACUCGUACACGGCUGGCGGGUAUUGUGUUUCUCCUGAAGUUUACGAGAACGACUGGAUCUUGGAGGUGUACUAUGGUUGA
Molecule: messenger RNA, 600 nt
Organism: Fibroporia radiculosa
Lineage: Eukaryota; Fungi; Basidiomycota; Agaricomycetes; Polyporales; Fibroporiaceae
Exons: 6
Coding region: 1-600 (199 amino acids)
Source: RefSeq, a predicted model, not a curated record